Amoebophrya sp. A120 is the source of this 345-nucleotide messenger RNA. NCBI's taxonomy places the organism in Eukaryota, Dinophyceae, Syndiniales, Amoebophryaceae. The record is from the annotation of a GenBank genome assembly.
AUGUAUAUGAAUAAAAUCACCGACCCGCCCAUUUUUUCCUUGAAGGAUCCCUUCAGUUUUACAGUCUUGUUUUACAUAUUUAAGUUAUACUAUCCCCGUUUCAUCACGGAACAAUCUGAUAUGCACCAAAAGCAACACCAAUGCAUGUACAUCGAAUUAUUGGACUCACUGCAGAAGAAUGUAGACGAAGCAACAAUUAUCUCUAGAGAAGUAGAACACCGAAUGUCAAGACGAACUUUUAAUAUUCGAAGAAAAUUUACAGACAGGAAAAAACUGGAAAAAGAAAAAAUCGGCCGACUGCGAACUCUUGUCCUCAGGGCGUGGAGGGUACUAAACUACGCAUGA